Messenger RNA from Antechinus flavipes (yellow-footed antechinus), 2879 nucleotides. Its product is annotated as N-formyl peptide receptor 2-like. Lineage: Eukaryota; Metazoa; Chordata; Mammalia; Dasyuromorphia; Dasyuridae. Gene Ontology annotation, cellular component: plasma membrane. The coding region runs from base 8 to 1174 and encodes 388 amino acids. Gene Ontology annotation, molecular function: N-formyl peptide receptor activity; complement receptor activity. The record is from RefSeq and is a predicted model, not a curated record. The transcript has 2 exons. Gene Ontology annotation, biological process: inflammatory response; complement receptor mediated signaling pathway; positive regulation of cytosolic calcium ion concentration.
AAAAGACAUGGCAUGGAAUGGAAGUAGACACGAUUUACUUGUCUCCUGGAGCCUGGAGAUCCAAACACUUAUGGCUCUUCCAAUGGAGAACGUGACAAUAUUGCCUCAGGAGAGCUCCUUAGCACCUCUGGACACAGCUGUUGACUCUGUUCAUCCUGUCUGGGCUGCUCUUGAUAUCCUGUGCAUAAUCAUCUUUGGAAUAACAUUCAUCACGGGUACAGUUGGCAAUGCACUUGUCAUCUGGGUGGCUGGUUUUUGUAUGCCUUGUACUGUCAAUACUGUGUGGUUUGUGAACAUCGCUGUGGCUGACUUUGCUUUCUGCCUCUCUCUGCCACUCAACAUGACCUUUGUGAUUCUGCAUAGACACUGGCCAUUUGGUCGGGUUCUCUGCAAACUCCAUGGUGCUAUGAAUAAUCUCAACUUCUUCGCCAGUGUCUUCCUAGUGUCCCUCUAUUCGGUGGACCGCUGUGUCACUGUAUAUUGUCCCCUUUGGGCCAGAAAACACCGAAGGCCACAUUUGGCAGCCUUUGGGGCUUUGGGAGCCUGGAUUAUGGCCCUUGCCUUCUGUGGUUCCUCAUUAGUGAUCAAGGACACAAUCACAUACCAAGGUAUCACCUACUGCUACAAUAACUAUGAUAUCUGGAAUGAAACCCAUAAGAACUACAGCCUGUGGCAGCAGAUCGCCAUCCCUCGGUAUUAUACUCUUAUCAUCAUCCGUUCAGUAUGUGGCUUUGUGGGACCGGCAGUUAUAAUUGGAGUCUCUUAUAGCCUGAUAAGUGCCAAGCUUUGGAAGAAUAAGCUUGCAUCGUCUAGCCGGCCCUAUCGGGUCCUCAUGGCUGUGGUUGUUGCUUUCUUCCUCUGCUGGCUACCUUUCCAUGUGCUACAGUGGGCAGAAUUCAUUUCCUCUUUGAAGGACUAUAAGGCCCUCUACAACAUUAUCCAACGGUUGGGCUCAUUAUCCACCUCUUUGGCCUUCUUGAAUAGCUGCCUCAAUCCAGUGCUUUAUGUUUUCAUUGGGCAUGAUUAUCGUGAGCAGUUGCUCCACUCUCUGCCAGCUGCCCUGGAACGAGCCUUUGCUGAGGAGCCACGGACAAAGGACAUUGCUUCUGAAGGUCACAAGAUUAUAAGAUAUCAACAAAAACUGUUUCCACUUGCAGCUAAAUUUUCAAAGUAAUAGGAUUGCUAUCAAAAUGAUUUGUAGCAUGCAGCUCAUGACUUUUAAGACUCAUUUUACACUGAUCGGAGCACUCUGUACCCUAGAGUAAAUUUCCCCUCUCUCUCUAAGUUGACUCAUCUGCAAAAAUAGGGGGUUAAAUUAGAUAGUUUCUAAGGCGCUUUUCAUUUUUAUACUCCAUGGUAUAUUAAGCAUAUUAAGCUUAUAAGCACAUUAAGGGGAGGAUCAUAGGAUCAUAAAUGUAUAGCAGCAAGGGGCUUUAGAGAUCCUUAAAAGUCCAAAGAUGUUUAAUUUUAGGUCAUAGACCCUUAAAUCUUCCAUGAUUUAAGGCUGUCUGUGAGCCUGGAUGGAGAAAAAUGUUUCUUUAUUUUAAUCUAAUUGAUUUAUUUUGUAAUCCUAUGCAUUUUGUUUUAGUAUUUAAGGACUUUAUUAUGUGAAAGGGUUCAUAAGUUUCAUCAGAACCUUUGGUCAACUUUUUCAUUUUAAAAUGUAUGAUAUUUAGUGAAUAAGAAGUUGAAAGUUGCUGAUUUACAUGAAAGUGAUUUUCUCCUCAACUAAGUGCCCAACUCACUUGGGUGGAAGUGGCAAAGGUUAGUUUCAAACCAGGACUCUGGAUUCUCCAAUCAAUGCUCUUUCCAUUCUACCCAACUUGGAAAUGGAUAUAUAUGGUAAAACCAGAUAGUUUAAGUUUAGUGGUACAAAGUACUGGAUAUAUCAGAUUAGGGUAGGACCAUUGUGUGCUGGGGUACUCAGAAUUUUGUCCUAAUGAAUGAUGGAAAAUUUGAUUUGGUCCUGAAGAAUGGAUAGAAACUGGAGAGGUGAAGGAUGGAGGAGACAAUAAUAUAAAAGUCAUUUUGAUAAAAUAUUUUAAUGGAGGCAUAGAGGACAUACUUAAAAAUUUAAGAAAAAGCACAAACUUGCAAAGGAUAUCAAAUAUAUUAGGUGAUAAGAUCAGAAUCCAUAAAUAUUUCUACAGAGAUAUCUAAUGAGAUAUAAGAGGAGACCUUGAGAGAUAAAUUUGUUGAAGCAAUUGAAGUUAAAUGACUUGCUCAGGAUCACACAGCUAGGAAGUGUAAAGUAUCUGAAACAGAUUUAAACUCAGGUCCUCCUGACUUCAGGGCUAGUGCUCUAUCCACUGUACCACUUAGUAGCCCUGAGAUAAUGUUCUUUUGGAAAAAAAAAUUGGAAUUUUUAGUGAACUGCAAACUCAAGAUGAUUCAACUGGGUAAUAUGGCAAUUAAAAAAUAAUCAAUAUAAGAUGAUGAAAAGGGAGAGAAUAAUUGCUUGUUAAAUUUUACAAAAUAAAAUAAAAAUUAUAUUCACAAAGCUUAUGUAAUUUUAGUUUAUAUUAAAAGAAAGAGAGAUUGUACCUAGAAUAAAAGAUAGUAGUCCUGUUCUAUUCUGCUCUUCAUGUAGGAUAUUUGUCACUGACUUCAUUGACUACUUGCAUGGUAGGAUAUUCUCAUUCCUUCAUUCCUUGAGAUUUGCUUUUCUACUUAAGUCCUGCUUUUCAGUGAAAAGAUUACCCCAGUUCCUACUUCUACUAUUUUUUCACAAUAAUAACACUAUAUAUCAUAUGAUCUAGUUCCUCCACUCUGAAGAUUAUGUGCACAAAGAUUUCUUUUGGUUCUGCCUUGCAUGUGGAAACACUCAUCUUAUUUGGUGUUUGUUAAUCUCAAAAAAUAAAAAAAAGUAAAAAAAAAAA